Diabrotica balteata is the source of this 1143-nucleotide messenger RNA. NCBI's taxonomy places the organism in Eukaryota, Metazoa, Arthropoda, Insecta, Coleoptera, Chrysomelidae. The record is from the annotation of a GenBank genome assembly.
AUGUUGCGUUUAUUUUUAGUGUUACUUUUGAUUUAUAAUUCUCAUUGUUUUCAACAUGAAAUUGUAGAAUCAGAAGACGAAAUUCCUCCUCAUGGUAAAUGCCAGCCGAUAACCGUACCUGCUUGUACCGGAAUAGCUUAUAAUGAAACGAUUUUACCUAAUAUCUUGGGCCAUCAGACUCAAGAUGAAGCCGGCAUGGAGGUUCACCAAUAUUUUCCUCUAGUUAAAAUUAAUUGUAGUCCUGACUUGCAGUUUUUUAUGUGCUCUGUUUAUGUGCCAGUGUGUACGAUCUUGGACCAUGCUUUACCGCCUUGCAGAUCAUUGUGUAUUUCUGCAAGAAACGGCUGCGAACACGUUAUGCUAAAUUUUGGUUUUCAUUGGCCAGACUACCUAAACUGUGAUAACUUCCCGGAACCAGAUCAGCUGUGUGUUGGCCAGAAUAAACUGACAGUGACACCUAAUCCCAAUAGUGACGAUUCAUCCAAUCAUCCUGUGACGAAAAAGUGGUCUCCCUACCACGGCAAAAACUAUGGUUUUGUGUGUCCUGAACAAUUUAAGGUGCCUGAAGUAUUGGAGUAUUCCCUAAAGGUUGGAGAUAAGACCGAAAAGAAUUGUGGAGCACCAUGCCAUUUAAUGUUUUUCAAGAGCAACAGGAAUUUUUCUAAAUUCUGGAUAGGGACAUGGGCUAUUUUGUGCGCUACUAGUUGUCUCUUCACAGUAUGUACAUUUUUAAUCGACACCGACAGAUUUCGGUAUCCAGAACGACCCAUCAUAUUUCUUUCAGUGUGCUACCUAAUGGUAGCAGUAGCAUACGUCGUCGGAUUUCUAGCAGGAGAUACAAUAGCAUGCCGGGAACCGUUUCCAAGUAAACACGGUAUAAUCACAGAGAGCACGAUAACUCAAGGCACCAAGUACGAAAUAUGUACUAUACUUUUCAUGGUUCUUUAUUUCUUCAGUAUGGCUUCUAGUAUCUGGUGGGUUGUGUUAACUUUGACGUGGUUUUUGGCGGCAGGAUUAAAGUGGGGCCACGAAGCUAUUGAGGCAAAUUCCCAGUAUUUUCAUCUAGCAGCAUGGGCCAUACCUGCAAUCAAGACGAUCAGUAUUUUGGCUACUGGAAAAGUUGACGGUAAGUUUUUCAUAUAA